Pisolithus orientalis is the source of this 1971-nucleotide messenger RNA. Its product is annotated as WD40-repeat-containing domain protein. The transcript is spliced from 7 exons. NCBI's taxonomy places the organism in Eukaryota, Fungi, Basidiomycota, Agaricomycetes, Boletales, Pisolithaceae. The record is from RefSeq and is a predicted model, not a curated record. Gene Ontology annotation, molecular function: protein binding. Bases 79 to 1614 code for a protein of 511 amino acids.
CUCGAUUAUAAUUGAUGCACAGUCGUUCUUGCUCGAAUCGCUGUGCAACAGCGGCUUCUUACGCCGUACCGAAAAAAAAUGUCAAAACGAUCAGCAGCGGACAGUCAAACAGAAGGCCAGGCAUAUACAAAAGUAUCCGGAAAUGCAUCCAGACGCAACGAUGCAACCGCUGAUGAGAUGGGCGAAUUUGAAGAUGCAUGGGAGGACGAGAUCGAGUCUGAAGGAGAGGCAGUAGAUGCUGAUGCUGACGGAGGAGUGGACGGCAUGGAUGUUGACGAGGUUAUGCCUGCUAUCGAGGAGUCUGAAGAAAAACCGUCAGAACCAGAGGCAUUCAUACCCGGCACCCAUGUUCUCGGGAAAGACGAAGUACUGGAACCUGACGACACGGUAUAUAUUAUGCGCCAUUCAAUGAACGUAUCCUGGCCUUGUCUUUCAUUUGACGUCCUACGAGACAAUCUGGGUGAUGAACGACAGAGAUAUCCCGCAGUUGCCUACAUCGUGGCUGGAACGCAGGCGGACAGAGGGAGCAACAACGAGGUCUCUGUUUAUAAGAUGAGCUCGCUCUAUCGCACGCAAAAAAACGGAGAAGACUCCGACUCUGACGGCGAGGAUAACGAAGACGACCUCGAUGAAGACCCUGUACUAGAGUACAGGUCGGUUCCACACGACGGUGGAGUGAAUCGGGUUCGGGCGCAACCUUUGCCGCCAUCUUCUGGUCUCCCCCCUGUGUCCCAACCGUACUAUGCCGCAACGUGGGCAGAAACAGGGAAGGUACACAUUUGGGAUAUACGUCCGCUCAUAGAAUCACUCGACACGCCUGGAUACUCCCUUGAAAAGACAAGGACCAACAAACCGACCUUCUCCAUCAACUCACAUGGUCACGCGGAAGGUUUUGCCAUGGAUUGGGCAUCGUCAGGUGGAGCCAAUCCGUCCGCCCUCCGUCUUCUCACUGGAGAUAUCCACUCGAAAAUUUACCUAACGAUAACCACACCGUCUGGUUUUAAUCCCCUUUCUCAGCCAUUCGUGUCGCAUACAUCCAGUGUUGAAGACAUCCAAUGGAGCCCAACCGAACCCACUGUCUUUGCGUCGUGUUCUGCAGACUGUAGUGUACAAAUAUGGGACGUACGCACCAGAGGUCGUCAAAGUGCGACCGGCAUCGACCAUGCUCAUGAGAGCGACGUGAAUGUCAUCAGCUGGAAUAGAAACACGACUUACUUGAUGUUGAGUGGUGGAGACGAAGGCGGAAUCAAGGUAUGGGAUUUGCGAAGCGUGAAAAAGCGAGGUUCAUCUGGGGGCGUCUCUAGCCCCGUUGCCGCCUUCACAUGGCACAAGGCACCGAUCACAUCCAUCGAGUGGCAUUCAACAGAUGAUUCGGUCUUCGUCGCUUCUGGUGCUGAUGAUCAAGUCACCUUAUGGGACCUCGGAGUAGAGCAAGACGAUGAAGACGUGGGUACUGCAAUGAACGUAACGCCCGACGGCGACCAAGAAGUCCCCCCUCAGCUGCUCUUUAUCCACCAAGGACAAAAGGAUGUCAAGGAGGUCCAUUGGCAUCCGCAGAUCCCCGGCACUGUCAUCACCACUGCGCUGGAUGGUUUCAACAUAUUUAAAACCUAAGGAAUAUAUACUUUGGCGUCCCAGCACGGAUUUUAUCUACACGUUGAAGGAGCGCGUUAAUAUUCUACGCCCGGUCAGUAAAGCCCCGCGCGAUUGUUGCCUCUUGGCGAACGUAUCUUGGCCAUGUUCUUGUGAAGUAUGUCAGUUAUAACCGCAUAUAUAUUGCGGAUGUCGAUGAGAUUUUGGCGUGCGAAGAACAGUUGCUUUUCGUCGUGCUCCCGUAGUGCAAGAGCAUAAUCCUCGACGUUUGGAUACUUGAUCAGCUUAGAGCAUAUUUUCGCGCGAGCAAGAUGAUGUUGUCGAACGCUAUCACGGAUGUUAUAGGCACUUUCUUGUGAGCGAAGCAGCUCGCUUAGA